This is a messenger RNA of Strongyloides ratti, 4221 nucleotides long. Its product is annotated as DNA topoisomerase 2-beta. Bases 1 to 4221 code for a protein of 1406 amino acids. The transcript has 3 exons. Gene Ontology annotation, cellular component: nucleus. NCBI's taxonomy places the organism in Eukaryota, Metazoa, Nematoda, Chromadorea, Rhabditida, Strongyloididae. Gene Ontology annotation, molecular function: DNA topoisomerase type II (double strand cut, ATP-hydrolyzing) activity; DNA binding; ATP binding. Gene Ontology annotation, biological process: DNA topological change; sister chromatid segregation; resolution of meiotic recombination intermediates. The record is from RefSeq and is a predicted model, not a curated record.
AUGUCUUCAGAUGAUAGUGAUUUUGAAGAAGUAAUUGUUAAAAAAAAGCAACAAACAAAAAGUCCAAAAAAAAAUGGCCCAUCUCCAAAUGCUACCUUAACACAAGAAGAUCUCAGUGUUUUUACAAAUAUUGAUAAUGUUAAAAAUAAGAAGUCUGGAAAAGUCUCUAUUGAGCAAAUGUAUCAAAAAAAAUCUCAGUUAGAACAUAUUCUUUUACGUCCCGAUACAUAUAUCGGUUCAGUUGAAUAUACUGAUAAAGGAGUUGCUUGGGUCUAUGAUAUAAACGAAGAUAAAUUAGUUCAGCGAGAGAUUAGUUAUGUUCCUGGUUUAUAUAAAAUUUUUGAUGAAAUUUUGGUUAAUGCAGCUGAUAAUAAACAAAGAGAUAGAAGAAUGAAUCUUAUUAAAGUUGAUAUUGAUAAAAAAAACAAUGUAAUUUCUGUUUUUAAUAAUGGAAAAGGUAUUCCUGUAGCUCAUCAUGGUGUUGAAAAGAUGUAUGUCCCUGAACUAAUCUUCGGUACUCUUUUAACUUCAUCUAAUUAUAAUGAUGAUGAAAAAAAAACAACAGGUGGAAGAAAUGGUUAUGGUGCAAAGCUUUGUAAUAUAUUUUCUACCGAAUUUACACUUGAAACUUCUAGUAAGGAGUAUAAAAAACAAUUUAAACAAACAUGGAUUAAUAAUAUGACUAAGGAUAAAGAGGCAGAGAUUUCAAAGGCAACUGAAGAUGAUUUUACAAAAGUCACAUUUAAACCUGAUUUGAAAAAGUUUAAAAUGAAGGAAUUGGAUGACGAUAUUAUUGGACUUAUGGCACGUCGUGCUUAUGAUAUUGCUGGUACAACACCAGGUGUUCGCGUUUAUCUUAAUGGAAAAUGUCUUCCAGUAAAAUCAUUUAAAGAAUACGCUGAAAAAUAUGUUGAAAGUAUGAUUGGUGGUAACGAAGAAGAGAAACCUAAAAUUAUUUAUGAAAAAGUCAAUGACAGAUGGGAGGUCGCUUUGACUGUAUCUGAAAGAGGAUUUCAAUCAGUUUCUUUUGUCAAUAGUAUUGCGACUUCUAAAGGUGGUAGACAUGUUGAUUAUAUUGCUGAUCAAAUUACCUCUAAUCUUAUUGACGUAAUUAAAAAAAAAGCUGGUGGUGCAAAAAGUGGUAUAUCUGUUAAACCAUUUCAAAUUAAAAAUCAUAUGUGGAUUUUUGUUAACUGUUUAAUUGAAAAUCCAACUUUCGAUUCUCAAACUAAAGAAAAUAUGACACUUCAAGCUAAAAGUUUUGGAAGUAAAGCUGAAAUUAGUGAGAAGUUCUACAAAGAAGCAACAAAAUGUGGUGUUGUUGAGGCAGUUCUUUCUUGGGUUAGAUUUAAACAACAAGAACAAGCUGACAAAAAAUGUUCAACAAAAAAAUCUACUAAGAUUAAAGGUAUUCCAAAACUUGAAGAUGCUAAUGAAGCUGGAACUAAAAAUUCUUCCAAAUGUACUCUUAUUCUUACUGAGGGAGAUUCUGCUAAGACACUUGCAGUUUCUGGUCUUGGUGUUGUAGGACGAGAUUAUUAUGGAGUAUUUCCAUUGCGUGGUAAAAUGUUAAAUGUACGUGAUUGUCCUAUGAAACAAAUUAAUGAUAAUCAAGAAAUUGGGAAUAUGAUUAAGAUUCUUGGACUCCAGUAUCGUUUAAAGUAUGAAACUGAGGAAGAAAGAAAGACAUUGAGAUAUGGUCGUGUUAUGAUAAUGGCUGAUCAGGAUCAGGAUGGUUCUCAUAUUAAAGGUUUACUUAUUAAUUGGAUUCAUUGUAAUUGGCCAGGACUUAUGAAAAAUAAUUUUGUGGAAGAAUUUAUUACUCCCAUUGUUAAAGCAUCAAAAGGUAGUACUUCUAUUAGUUUUUUUUCUUUACCUGAAUAUAUGGAGUGGAGAAAUAGUACAGAUAAUUGGAAAUCAUAUAAAAUAAAGUACUACAAAGGUUUGGGUACUUCAACUUCUAAAGAAGCCAAGGAGUAUUUUAGUGAUAUGGACCGUCAUAGAAUUCCCUUUACAUAUUCUGGACCUGAAUGUGAAAGAGCUGUUGAAAUGGCAUUUAGUAAAAAGAAGAUUGAAGCAAGAAAAACUUGGCUUUCAAAUUGGAUGAAAGAGAAAAAAGAUCGUCGUGAGAAUGGUGGUAUUGAAGAAUAUCUAUAUAAUAAAGAUACUAGAAGUGUGUCAUUUAUUGAGUUUAUUAAUAAAGAGUUAAUUCUUUUUUCAAAUAUGGAUAACGAAAGAUCUAUUCCAUGUCUUGUUGAUGGUUUAAAACCAGGUCAACGUAAAGUAUUGUUUACAUGUUUCAGACGUGCUGAUAAGAAAGAAGUUAAAGUUGCUCAAUUAGCAGGAGCUGUAGGAGAGAUGUCCGCUUACCAUCAUGGUGAGCAAUCUUUGAUGAUGACAAUUAUUAAUUUGGCUCAGGACUAUGUUGGAUCAAAUAACAUUAAUUUAUUGUUACCUAUUGGUCAAUUUGGUACUAGACUUCAAGGAGGAAAAGAUUCUGCAUCGCCUCGUUAUAUCUUUACACAAUUAAGUCCUGUAACCAAAACGAUAUUUGUUCCAGAAGAUGAAAAUGUUCUUAGAUUCCUGUUUGAAGAAAAUCAGAAGAUUGAACCAGAAUGGUAUUGUCCCAUUAUUCCAAUGGUUUUGGUUAAUGGUGCUGAAGGAAUAGGUACUGCCUGGAGUACCAAAAUACCUAAUUAUAAUCCACGUGAUGUUACUGAAAAUAUUCGUCGACUAAUUAGAGGAGAACAAAUGAAAAAAAUGAUUCCAUGGUUCAAACAUUUUGAGGGCACAAUUACGCAAGUUGAUGAACAGAAAUAUAUUUCAAGUGGACGAGUUGGAAUAUUAGAUGAUGAAUCUCUAGAAAUUACAGAACUUCCUGUUAAAAUGUGGACUCAAAACUACAAAGAAAGUGUAUUAGAGGAUCUUUCUAAUUCCAAUGAUAAAUCUCCAGCGCUUAUUCAAGACUAUAGAGAAUAUCAUACUGAUCAAACGGUAAAGUUUAUUGUUAAAAUGACAGAACAAAAUAUGAAGAAAGCUUUAUCUCAAGGAGUUCAUGAAACUCUUAAACUUCAAACAAGUAUCAAUACUUCUUCAAUGGUUCUAUUUGAUGCUGAAGGUUGCCUUCGCAAGUUUGAAUCUCCAGAACAAAUUUGUCAGGAGUUCUUUGAAGUCAGAAAAAAAAAAUAUAUUGAAAGAAAAGAAUUUUUGGUUGGAAUGCUAGAGGCUCAAUCAAAACGACUAUCUAAUCAAGCACGUUUUAUUAUGGCAAAAAUUAAGGGAGAAAUAAUUAUGGAAAAUAGAAAGAAAAAGAACAUUGUAGAUCAGUUAAUAAAAGAGAAAUUUGAUCCUGAUCCGGUUAAAGCAUGGAAAGAUCUUUGUAAAAAGAGGGAACUUGAAAUGUGUGGUGAAAUUGAAAUUGAGGAGGAAGAGGAAGAAGUCGGAGACUCUGCUGAGGGUUCUUCUGAUAGUGGAUUGAAAAAACGUUUAGUCGACUACGACUACUUGGUGAAUAUGGCUCUUAUUAAGUUAUCUGAAGAAGAAAAAGAUCGCCUUCUUCAAGAAUCUGCUGAAAAACUAAAAGAGUUAGAAACUCUUAAAAAGAAAUCGUGGGCUGACUUGUGGGAACAUGAUCUCAAAAUUUUCGAAGAAGCAUUAAAAAAACAAGAACAAAAAGAACUUCAAGAUAUUGAAGGUUCAAUCAGAACAGCGCAAUCUAAAUUACUUAAGGGAAGUUCUACUGCUAAAUCAAGAAAAAGUAAAGGAGGUGUUAGCGCAUCAUCUUUCAAACCAAAUCCUAAUGCAGAAAUUGUAAAAGUUGAGAAACAACAUCUUUUAAACAAAUAUGAGAAGAAAGUUAAAAAAGAGAAGCCUGUUAAAAAUGAAAAAGAACAGAAGAAUGGCGGACAGACUAUUGAUAAGUUUUUAGUUAAACUUGAUGACAGUAAUGUUGUUGCUGAUGCUAAAAAUAAUGCCAAUACAUCUGUUGAUGAUGUUGUCGAAAUUCUUCCUGCUAAGACUGAAAGCAAGAAAAAGCAGCCUCCAAAGAAAGAAACUGCUAAAAAACAAACCAAAAAAAGAAAAAGAAAGACUUCAUCUAGUGAAAGUGAGGGAGAUAGUGAUUAUGAUCCUUCAACAACCAAAAAACAGAACAAAACUACAAAUGAAACAUCAAGAGGUCAGAAAAAAAGAUACAUUGUUCUUGAUAGUGACAGUGAUUAA